Molecule: messenger RNA, 2393 nt
Organism: Saccostrea echinata
Lineage: Eukaryota; Metazoa; Mollusca; Bivalvia; Ostreida; Ostreidae
Product: sugar phosphate exchanger 3-like
Exons: 20
Coding region: 177-1844 (555 amino acids)
Biological process (GO): transmembrane transport
Cellular component (GO): endoplasmic reticulum membrane
Molecular function (GO): transmembrane transporter activity
Source: RefSeq, a predicted model, not a curated record
UUUUUCAUCAGAACAAAGUCAGAGGUAAAAUGAAACAAAAAGACGCUUGGAUUUUAUAAUUUAUUAUCUAUAUAUAUCACAUGAAAUUCAUACACCAGCGAAUAUAAACAUGAAGUGCCUUAAUAAGGCUGUCUGAAUUGGAACAGUGAAGUGGAUAAAUUUGAAGUCAGCUGACUAUGACGAAGUAUACUCACCACCAUGUUGCAGUGUUCCUGCUUACAUUUUUCAGCUAUGCAUUCUUUCAUGCUACAAGGAAAACAUUCAGCAACGUCAAAUCUACAAUCUCCGAUGAAUGGAGCCCAUCAUACCACAACAACACUGUUAACUUCACCAAACCUGAUAGGAUCUGGAACACCCGUCAUUUGUUUGACACAAGAAAAGAUGCUGAACCAUACCUAGGAAUUCUGGAUGCUGUUUUCAUGAUUUCAUAUGCUGUGGGUCUCUACAUAAGUGGCAUGAUUGGAGAUAGAUUCAACAUGCGGUUGGUGCUAUCUUUUGGAAUGUGUUCAUCAGCAGUUACGGUGUUCCUCUUUGGAGUGGUAUUUGAAUGGGUACACUUCUACAACAAAUAUGUCUAUGUCAUUGUCUGGAUCCUGAAUGGGCUCCUACAGUCUAUGGGAUGGCCAACGGUUGUAGCCAUUAUGGGAAACUGGUUUGGAAGAUAUAGUCGUGGUCUGGUGCUUGGUCUGUGGAGUGCCUGUGCGUCUGUUGGUAAUAUCAUUGGUGCUUUUCUGGUGUCUGGAGUACUAGAUUUUGGAUAUGAUUACGCUUUUCUGGUGACAUCCUCUAUUCUCUUUGCUGGGGGAGUGGUCAAUUUUUUUGGUCUUGUCAGCACUCCUAAGGAAGUAGGACUUUCGCUCCCAGAUGAAGAUGCUGCUGUUCAUCCUAAAGAGUACACAGUCCGCGUUAAUGGAACAGAUGAUGAUGAAACCAUUAAUAUGCCCCAUGUAUUAUACAAACAAGAACAUCUGGUUGAAGAUGAUGACACACCGAGUCAUGGGGCCAACGACAAUGGAGACAGUGAGGAAGAUGACACAGAAUUUUCUUCUCAAGGUAUGGAACUUACAAACAUAGUAUCAGCUCCUCUCCUGAACUCCCCCCACAAACAGAGUGGUGCUUCCAGCUCAGACAACAGACCAGCAGCCAUUGGUUUCUGUAGUGCCCUAUGUCUACCAGGUGUAGCAUUGUAUGCCUUAGCCUAUGCGUGUUUGAAGCUAGUCAACUAUUCCUUUUUCUUCUGGCUGCCAUACUACCUCCACAAUAAGUACAGAUGGAAAGAAACCGUAGCUGAUGAUAUAUCUAUCUGGUAUGAUGUGGGAGGAAUCAUUGGUGGGACAAUAUUUGGAUUCAUAUCUGACAGAUUCCAGCAUCGUAGUAUAAUAGUGAUACCAAUGUUGAUCCUGGGCAUUCCAGCAUUGUUUAUUUAUAAUUCUAAUUUAAGCAAUACCCUGACUCUGAAUGGUCUGUUGAUGGCUGUGGUGGGAUUUUUCAUUGGGGGUGUGGCCAAUCUAGUCAGUGCAGCAAUCUCAGCUGAUCUUGGAAAACAGGGACCAGUUCAGGGAAAUAGUGAAGCCUUGGCAACAGUGACUGGGAUCAUUGAUGGAACAGGAAGUGUCGGGGCAGCCAUUGGGCAGAUUCUUGUGCCAGUGAUACAAGAUGGUUUGGGAUGGAGAUCAGUGUUUUACCUGUUUAUGUUAAUGACACUUCUUACAGCCCUAUGUAUUCUACCUUUGUUUGUAAGAGAAGUGAAAGACCUGUAUGCUAAGAGAAGAGUCAGGUAUUCCUGGUUCACUGGUGCUUCUGUCUCUAACGGGACUGAGGAUACUGAGGAAUUGUUCAACUGACCUUGACCAGUUAUAUAUCUAUAUUUUCCAGUUUGUCUCUGACCAAAUGUUUAUAGAUCAGCAAGCUUUUUUAGAAGUACACAAAGUACAACAGAGGCUGUAUAACGGUAUUUUUUAAGGUGUCUUAAAAAUGUACAAUUGUUUUUAUCUUCCAUUCUGGUAUAUAAAAUUACCAUGCUGGGCAUUUGUACAUACAUGUAUAUUUAUGAAAAAGAAAUCUACAUUGCACUUAUUAUUAGUAAAAUUUACACCACCAUGGAUAUCUGAACACUAGCAAAUACUAUUUCUAGAGUAUGCAGUCUGACUGUUUAACAACUGUUAUAAUGUACAAUGUAUGCAUAAUAUGGGCUAUGCUGCUAGUCAACUUGUACGUGUAUAAUUUUUCUGCAACUGGAAUACCUCUUUGAAAACUAACCUCCAUCUCAAUUGUCAUUCCUUUUUUUAAACUUUUGUAAAUUAGUUUAAUACAGCUUUUAGCAAUAUUGUCUAGUCGUUUUUGGGUUGAGUUUUAUAUUUAUGGUUUAUCAUUUUACUGGGCUAUUGCUUUUA